Molecule: messenger RNA, 1578 nt
Organism: Phacochoerus africanus (Common warthog)
Lineage: Eukaryota; Metazoa; Chordata; Mammalia; Artiodactyla; Suidae
Gene: SNRNP40
Product: small nuclear ribonucleoprotein U5 subunit 40
Exons: 10
Coding region: 50-1126 (358 amino acids)
Cellular component (GO): catalytic step 2 spliceosome
Molecular function (GO): protein binding; RNA binding
Source: RefSeq, a predicted model, not a curated record
UGAGGGUGUCGGCGCGGUCAGUGGCGGCCUGAGGAGAGCGGUUGCCGCCAUGAUAGAACAGCAGAAGCGCAAGGGCCCAGAGUUGCCGCUGGUCCCAGUCAAGCGGCAGCGGCAUGAAUUGCUUUUGGGAGCGGCGGGGUCGGGCCCGGGAGCCGGGCAGCAGCAGGCGGCGCCGGGAGCUUUGCUGCAAGCGGGGCCUCCAAGAUGUUCCUCCCUUCAAGCCCCAAUCAUGCUUCUCUCAGGACAUGAAGGGGAAGUGUAUUGCUGCAAGUUUCACCCCAAUGGAUCCACCUUAGCAUCUGCAGGAUUUGACCGACUGAUAUUGUUGUGGAAUGUCUAUGGCGACUGUGAUAACUAUGCUACGUUGAAGGGACACAGUGGAGCAGUGAUGGAACUGCAUUAUAACACAGAUGGCAGUAUGCUCUUCUCAGCUUCCACAGAUAAAACUGUGGCAGUGUGGGAUAGCGAAACAGGCGAAAGGGUUAAAAGACUGAAGGGACAUACUUCCUUUGUGAAUUCCUGUUAUCCGGCCAGGAGGGGCCCCCAGCUUGUCUGCACUGGCAGUGAUGAUGGUACAGUUAAGCUUUGGGACAUCCGUAAGAAAGCAGCCAUCCAGACAUUUCAGAAUACCUACCAGGUGUUAGCUGUGACCUUCAAUGACACAAGUGAUCAAAUUAUUUCUGGUGGAAUAGACAAUGAUAUCAAGGUCUGGGACCUGCGCCAAAACAAGCUGACCUACACAAUGAGGGGCCAUGCAGAUUCAGUGACUGGCCUGAGUUUAAGUUCUGAAGGCUCAUAUCUCUUAUCCAACGCAAUGGAUAAUACAGUGCGAGUCUGGGAUGUCCGGCCAUUCGCUCCCAAAGAGAGGUGUGUGAAGAUAUUUCAAGGAAAUGUGCACAACUUUGAAAAGAAUCUUCUGAGAUGUUCUUGGUCACCUGAUGGAAGCAAGAUAGCAGCUGGGUCAGCUGACAGGUUUGUGUAUGUGUGGGAUACCACAAGCAGGAGGAUUUUGUAUAAACUACCCGGCCAUGCUGGCUCCAUCAAUGAAGUGGCUUUCCACCCUGACGAACCAAUCAUUCUCUCAGCAUCCAGUGACAAGAGACUGUAUAUGGGGGAGAUUCAGUGAAGAUAUGGAAUGGAAGACUCUACAAGGCUGCUUGACCCUGAGACCUCAGACAGUGUAAGUGGCAUCAAAUGAUGCCCAAGCCAGCAUCCUCCCUUCAGAUGAAGAUCAUUACUAGCAAGGAACAAGGAGGAGGUGGCCAUAGUCCAGCAACCACAUGUGUCCCAUUUCACCAGGAUGAUUAAGGCAAGCUUACAGUGGCCUCUUAAAACCACCUGCCAGAUAUCAGGGACUGUUUGGUUUUUUUCCUUUUUUUAAAAUAAGAUUUCUUCAAAGAGACAGGCAUUGGUUGGUUUGUAGUUUCCUAUUUCCUAAUCCAUUCUAAAGACAGGAAUGUGACUGAAAUUUAUUUGUCGGGGUGUGUUUUUUUAAUUCAGUAACUUGUAUGAUAUUUUCUUUCUGUGUUUCUCUGACUCAUUUUGUAUUAAAAGUGAAAUAGAUGCCUUUUUACAACA